Penicillium riverlandense is the source of this 336-nucleotide messenger RNA. RefSeq lists its product as uncharacterized. Gene Ontology annotation, molecular function: protein binding. The transcript is spliced from 2 exons. The record is from RefSeq and is a predicted model, not a curated record. NCBI's taxonomy places the organism in Eukaryota, Fungi, Ascomycota, Eurotiomycetes, Eurotiales, Aspergillaceae. Bases 1 to 336 code for a protein of 111 amino acids.
AUGACCCAACCUCCAAACCAACCCCCGACUCCCUCAAACCAAAGCCUAACAGCCCUCCCCUCAGAACUCCACAUCCAAAUAGCUACCUCCCUCUCCUACCCAGACGCACUAGCCCUAAAACACACCUCCCGCCAUUUCUACAGCCUAGUCUACACUGGCGUGCAUUUGAAAGUCAACUGGCUCGUCGAGCGCUUCGAGCGCAAACUCGAGUGUCCCAUGGAGCAAUGCUCCUUCCGCACGGACGAAUCGUUCUGUAACUGGCGCAUUCGGAGGAUUAUGGACCGCCGCCGACGCCAUUUGGAGUGUCGUGCCACCAGGGCUACUACAUACAACUAA